Molecule: messenger RNA, 2038 nt
Organism: Daucus carota subsp. sativus
Lineage: Eukaryota; Viridiplantae; Streptophyta; Magnoliopsida; Apiales; Apiaceae
Exons: 8
Coding region: 633-1586 (317 amino acids)
Source: RefSeq, a predicted model, not a curated record
UUCUCCUUGUCUGUCUCCCUAUUGGCCAAGCUUCUGUAUGUCCUUUGUAAUUAUACACACAGACACUUACUUUUCUGUAUCUAUAGGUUUGCAAAAAUUUGUGAGAUAAGUAACAAAAAUGAAUCAAAAGUAGGGUGGUGGUGGUACUAGUAGUGAUGAGUAAAGAACCAAUUAGGCUCACUUCAGAGGACAAGUUGCAUCUUAUUAAAGGUUCCAUCUUUUUGCUUCCAUUUCUUUAAAGAUACUUAAAGUUUUGAUUUUUAUUAUGUGGUGCUUGUUUUUGGGUCAUGGGGUUGUGUUUAAUUGUCUAAAGAUUUGAUUUUGAUGUUGUGAAUGAAGUGUUUAUGCUGUAAUUUGGAGUGGGUUGAGGUUAGGGUUUAGGUGGCUUUUGUGUUUGUUUAAGAAUCUAGGGUUUGAAUGAGUGGUGGGUAAUGCUUUGUAUCUGAAUUGGGUUCUUGACAUUUCAGCUUUAUUGAUUGAGGGGUGUUGAGAAAGAAGUAAAGUUUCGAUUUUCCCUCUGAAUUAGAAGCAGGUUUGCAUGUUGGUAGUUCUUGAGGUUGUAUGUGAUUAAACAAUUUGUCAGGGAGUUAUGGGGGUUUAGGUGAUAUAGUUGGAAAUUUUUAAUUCGAAAGAUGGCUGCAAAAUCAAACAGUGGAUACUACCUUGAGCAAAGUAUGGCUCCGAUUCUUAAUCGGCAAAUAUCUUUUCAAUCAAGUGCGAUGGAUAAUACUUCAGACAUGAUAUAUACGGGGAAUUACUACGGAGCGAAUAGAAAUGCCGAGGGGAGUAUUGUUUUAGGAAGUUCAAGUAGUAAUGCUGGAUUAAGAGCACAUCAAGCUGCAAGCACUUCUAGCCCUCUUCUUGUUGAUUCAGUGCCAGGCCUCAAGCACGAAGCAGGCUUGGCUGUAGAGUGGUCUGUCGAGGAGCAGUAUAGAUUGGAGGAAGGACUUGCUAAAUAUGCUGAUGAACCCAGUAUCCUGAGGUAUAUCAAGAUCGCAGCUAUGUUACAUGACAAAACUGUGCGCGACGUUGCUCUGAGGUGUAGAUGGAUGACGAGAAAGCGAAGGAAACAGGAAGACCAUAAUUUUGGGAAGAAAGUGAAAGAUAGGAAGGAUAAAUUGAUGGAAUCAUCGUCAAAAGCAACAACAUCCUCGGUUUCACCAUUGAAUGUAGCUGGCUAUUCUUUUAUGAGGAACUAUCAAAGCGGGAACGAUCGCAUGUCUCGUGAAGGGUUAAGGAUUACAUUGCUACAUACACUACGAACAUCAUCGAUAUUUUCAUUGUUGAUUUCAGCUUUAGAUGGUGCAAGGCAUCUUCUGGAACAAAACAAUGAAGUCCUUAGGCAUAUUUCAGCUAAUCUUUCAGUUUUUAAGUUGCAGGAAAACAUUGACCUCUUUAGUUGCACAAGGAACAAUAUCACUACCAUCUUAAACCACAUGAGUAAUAUGCGGGGUGUCAUGAGCCGGAUGCCACCACUGCCUUUAUCCAUAAACGAGGAACUUGCAAAUAGUAUCUUGCCUAUUACGUUUCAGAGAAUGAUGUUUGGACUGCCGAGCGGGAGCCAGUUAAAGCAGGAGCCUAGAUGAAGAUUAUGUGAUGCUCAAUGUUGAGUCUAAGUUGUUGGAUCUUUGUAAGUACGAAAAAUUAUCUUGUAAAUGCAUUAAAGCUACUAGAAAUUCUUCAUUUUCUGUAAAAAUAUAAUCUUAUCAACUCAUAUUGGGGUCCCCAUGAUAAGAAAAUUUUAUAGAGCACUCUUUCUGGAAGCUGAAUUUUUUUAACUCACUGGUCACCGAAGCUCUAAACAACGAGACAGUAAUAAGAAUGAUGCAUAGAUCACCUUGCAUUUUUUGGGCAUCAGGGACAGUCUGUAAUUACAUGUAUUUUUUUUUAUCAAGUUUAGUUUUGUUGUUAUGCACAGCUUGUUUGUAAAUUUUUAUUUAUUUUUUCCUUGUGUGGUGUCAUCUAGAUUUGGAAAUUGUAAAUAUAAUAUUUGCUGAUUCUGCUUCGUUACUGUAAAUUUUACUGAGCUUUAGUGUUA